UGUAACGUCACGAUCUGAGACCACAUUCAGAUCACCCAACAGAGUGUCGUUACACCUCUGCAAUAAUCAAUGAGCUCGUGAGAAGUCUACAUAAAGAAAACUGCGAUUAGAAUAAUACUUCCGGAAGUACAAACCAGCAGAGAUUGAGUUCAAAUACGCAGUGCCCCCGCCCUCUAUGAGGGCAGUUAGUUCCCCUCAGCCAGCUUUCACUCCUCUCAACCAUAUUACUGUUAAUGGGGAGCCACGCGAGACUAACGUCAAACCAACACGGACGAUAUGUGGAGUGAAGGCUAAGAUCGUGGUGGCAGCGGUUUUACUCUUGCUCCUCCUCAUUAUCCUCACUGCUGCUAUUGUCAUGAUAGCGGUCGCUUCAGCUAAAAAGGAGGCUAAAGAAACCUCUACUUCUGAGCCCGUCCAGGAAGCCACCAGCUCGAGUAUAACAGUUCCCGUCUCAGACCGGAUAUUCUGUCCUCUGAAAGACAUCAUCCUCCUGUGUCAAGGGGGGAUGUUUGUACAGUAAUGUGGAUCUGGAGGGGGAACCUGUCUCCGCUUCAAUUCCCAAGUGCUUCUACCCAAAAGACAGUUUCGUUUUAUCUUCCUCAAGCAACAUUGGAAACAGAACUGCUUAUGUUACCGACGGGACAGUCUCCAAUGGUACAGAAAUCACGGCAACGCUUGACGAUUCAGAAAACGAUUCAUUGACUCUCAUCAUAAACAAUAGCAGUAACAACAAAUCUAAGAGACAAACAAACUCCUCAGAAAAUUCAGAAAAUUCAGAGGAUUCAGAGAAAUUAGAGAACCAAUCGAACUAUGAAAUAAGCUAUGGCAUAUCAUUUGGUUUCAAUAUAACACGAGACAAAGAGGUUAUUUUUAGGCUGGAAAACAAGUCUAGUCUCAGUGUUAUGAAGAAUUUUAUUAGUUUAUCGAUAGCAGUUCCUCAAUAUUCCAAAGCGUAUGGUCUGGGAGAAUUCAGUAAGCUUGAGAAGAUAUUCGAUGAUUCCAUCUAUUCUAUGUGGACAAGAUCUGACGAGGAAGGGGCUCACCCGUUUAUAUUACUGCUUUCAAAUAAUGGGACUGCGAGUGGAAUCUACAUUGAUAGCACCUACCCAAUGGAUAUCACACUCAAGCGAGACUAUAAUAUCAAUAUUGUAAUCCUUCAAACCGAACUGAAGAUAAGGUUUUUCACAGGACCCACAGUAGCAGAUGUAAUUAGGCAGUACUGGGAUGUUAUUGGUGCUCCUUGUAGACCCCCUUACUGGGGGUUGGGACAUUUCUACGGUAGUGAGAAGAUUGCCUCUCACAAGGAACUCUUAGAACUGAUCCAAACUAAUCAUACGACACUUGGAAAGCUUCCAGUGGAAGGGAUUCUGCUGCCCAGCGCAAUGAACAGAGCAUCUCUCCCCUUCUCCUACACUCAACAAACACGUGACUAUAUCAAGAGCGUUACUGAUAACCAGAAACUGAGGUUUAUCGUCACUGUCCCUCCAGGAAUCACCUCUCUACCAGUUAGUUGA
Messenger RNA from Bolinopsis microptera, 1514 nucleotides. Its product is annotated as lysosomal alpha-glucosidase-like. Gene Ontology annotation, molecular function: hydrolase activity, hydrolyzing O-glycosyl compounds. Bases 903 to 1514 code for a protein of 203 amino acids. NCBI's taxonomy places the organism in Eukaryota, Metazoa, Ctenophora, Tentaculata, Lobata, Bolinopsidae. The record is from RefSeq and is a predicted model, not a curated record. The transcript has 7 exons.